AUGGAUGAGAGCCGUGACAAAAUAUACGAAGCGUUACAGCCGCGCGAAAUCAGGCUCCUAUCUCUCAAGUCCGCUCUUCCAGACGAGAACAUCGAAUGCUCCUUGAUCGUAGCUGGAUUAGAUCAACCGCUUUCGUUUGAUGCUCUGUCGUACGUUUGGGGACCCGAGACGCCGACUGAAGAGAUACACUGCAAUGGAAUCUCGAUGCGCGUGAGAAAGAAUUUGGCCAACGCUCUGAGGCGACUCCGUCCCCUGCCGGCACAUCGAAAUAAUAUGGAUGAAAGAGCGGAGCAAGUGAAAUUGAUGGAAGACAUCUACCCUUCUGCGCGGAAAGUUCUACUGUGGUUUGGUAUAGGGGAUACACAGCCGAUCCCUCACGACCUUGAUGACAAAAGAAGCGAAUACUUCGAUGAUCCGCUGUGGAAAGCAAUGCAGGCGGUGGUGCAUCCCACGCGUCUUUUGUAUGGCGGAUUUGCUUCUGUGAAAGAGCGGGUUUCCAGGACAGCAAGACCGACGGUUCAUCUCGGGCAGUUUGGCAGCAUGCCAAUAGUGCUCUCAUUCAUCGCGCAGGCGAUCAGAAACGUGGAGAGGGAGGAGAAGGCUGCGCUCGCGCCAAGGGCUAGAGGAGAAGAAAACGAAGACAAUGUCACGCAUGGACUGCCGGCUGCAACGUCGAAAUACUGGCAAUUUGUUCGACAGUUCUUUGAACACCCUUAUUUCAGACGUGUCUGGAUCGUCCAGGAGGUCGUGUUAGCGACACAGGCAGUCGCCCUGGUGGGAGAUUGGGAAAUUGAGUGGUCAGCUUUGGGCAAGGCUGCAGCUUGGUUCCUGAAGUAUGAAUACAUGUCACAGUCUGAGCUGCCGCAAACAUUACGCGGAGGAACCCUUGCGAACCCGGCCACAAACGCCGCCGAGCUAUGGAAGAUGCAUGAGAAGGGCGUGAGGAUACAUCUUCGCCUCCUGGCUAUCUUGAGAGUUCUUCGCCAACGAAUGGCAACCGAGAAUGUUGACAAGGUGUUUGCGGCCUUCGGACUAGCUGAGGAAACACGCCAAUUUGGCGAGAUUCCAUGUCACCCACUAGUUGAAACCACUUACGCUACGAGCGUCAAAUCGGUUUACCGUAACGUUGCAAAAUUUCUUAUCAUCAACAACGGCAACCUCGAAGUCUUGUCGUCUGUGGGAGGCUCUCAAGAGCCUGGACAUGACUGGCCUUCCUGGGUGCCUGAUUGGUCCCGCAAGAAGACGUCCAUCGACCUCACCGACGCCCACCAAGAGAGUUCCCCAUAUGCUGCGGGUGGAAAUGAGUCUCUGACCAUUGGGGACAGCCUCGAUGAGAAUGUACUAUCCUUGAAAGGGAUCGAAUGUGACGAGAUCAUCGCCUUUAGCACGAAACUUCGGGGUCGUGGCUCUGGAGAAGCAGCUUCCAGGGAAGAGCAUGAUUUCAUCUCUCUGCCGGUUGUGGCGACCACGGAUCCUUGGUAG
Molecule: messenger RNA, 1482 nt
Organism: Diaporthe amygdali
Lineage: Eukaryota; Fungi; Ascomycota; Sordariomycetes; Diaporthales; Diaporthaceae
Exons: 3
Coding region: 1-1482 (493 amino acids)
Source: RefSeq, a predicted model, not a curated record